Contarinia nasturtii (swede midge) is the source of this 5997-nucleotide messenger RNA. Its product is annotated as fibrillin-2. NCBI's taxonomy places the organism in Eukaryota, Metazoa, Arthropoda, Insecta, Diptera, Cecidomyiidae. Gene Ontology annotation, molecular function: calcium ion binding. The record is from RefSeq and is a predicted model, not a curated record. The transcript is spliced from 22 exons. Bases 298 to 5715 code for a protein of 1805 amino acids.
AACUUUGAUUUUCCGUGUGAGACAUUAUUUCUAACGAACAUUCUCAGUCUACAUAUAGACGCGAGGUGGAAUAGUACAAAUACCGUUUGCCCGCUCGUGUUAAAGCGUUUGCACGUUUUUUUUUUCCUUUCAGCGGAAAACUGUCGUCACCCAAAUCUUGAUAUGUGAAUUUUGAUAUAUUUUGUUAACAAUUGAAUUUUAAUGCUGACAAUAAAACUUUUCGUGCAAGUGUUAAAAGGAUCGAAGAAAAUAUAAAAAAGGAUAUAUUAUUUGAAGGGAUAAAAGGGAAAGUGAACCAUGAACCGAAAUACGUUUUUGGUUUGGAUUUUCGUAUGUUAUUGGAGUUGCACAGUAUAUACUGUGAAUGGUGUAUAUACUGAUUGCGAGCGUCCACCGCCUGUAUUGCAUGGUAAAUCUGAUUUAUCAGUCGAUUAUGAUGGCACCAUUGUUACAGCACUUUAUAAAUGUGAUGCUGGCUAUCGAUUACACGGUGAAUCACAGUUGACCUGUGACACAGAUACAGAUGAAUGGCUUGGUGAUUUACCUGCCUGUCAAUUGGAGACGGGCAGCAAUUCAACGGUGUCCGAAAUUGAACAAGGUAUGAUUGGAGUGAUUGGUACAGUUGCACCAGGAUUAACACAUGAAGAGUUCAUUGAACCCGUUGAACAACCAACUACAAAGGGACCAAACACCAAUGAAAUUGAAGCACCACCAAGUCAAGCGCCCGCUUUAGAUUCAGAACAACAUGUCGAACAUGUCGAAACAUCUGAACAUGAAUCAGCACCGCAAACGGAAGCACCAACAAAUGCAUUGAAAAAACGAAAGGGCCAUCGAAAAGGAAAAAAGCCAGAAUUUCAAGAAGAUAACACCAUUGAUGCUGAUUUCGCAAGCCGUUUGGAUAUGUCUUGCAUUGACGGAGUAACCGCACCAUCAGUUUCAGAUGCUCAUAUCGUUGAAUACAUCCGAGCAAAGAAAGACGAGUAUAAAUUCUUGGUUGCAAUUUAUGGUUGUGAUGAAGACUAUUAUUUGGAAAAUCCACAAUCAAAUCGAUUGUAUUGCAGUCAAGGUAUCUGGGUUGGAAAUUAUCCCGUUUGUGUGAUGAAAGAAGGCGAUGUGGAUUAUGGCACCGAUUCAGAUGACGACAAUCAAAAUGAAAAUAGCGAUUCCAUUAAAACCGACACAGAAAAUACGGCCACAAAUUCCGUGCAACAAAAUAAUGAAAACAUCAACACCGAAACGGUCGAGAAAAAUGUGACGCCAAAUGAACCGAUUUCAGUUGCAUCAACUAAUGACAAUAGCAAUGUUGAUGAGCAAAUUAUCACCAAUGAAAUCAUUCCACAAACUAAAGAGGAAACAAUCAAUGUUAUACCAAAUGAAAUUGAAAAGCCAACACCAACAUCUAACAGCUGUGAUGUUAACAACGGUGGUUGUGAACAAAUCUGUAAUAUGGUUCCCGAUGAUGAUAUUGGCGCCAAUGUUCCUGAAUGCUCAUGCAAUAUUGGAUUCUACUUGGAUCAAAUGGAUGGAGUUAAAUGUUUAGACAUAAACGAAUGUGAAUAUCCAAGUAUUUGCCCAAAUGAAUGUGAGAAUACGAUGGGAUCGUAUCGUUGUUUGGACGAUGUUGAAAUUAUUCCAACAACAGUUAAUGUAUUAUCGUCAACUGAAUUCAAUGCACCAGUCAAAGCAUGUGGAGAUGGACUACGGUUGGACGAAUCGAAUAAUUGUAUCGAUAUUGAUGAAUGCGCCGAAGGAAAUACUGGAUGCGAAUACUGUCAAAAUUCAGUUGGUGGCUAUCAGUGCACUUGUCCCGACGGCUUUGUGUUGAAAGACGACGAGAAAACAUGCCGUGACAUUGAUGAAUGUACAACAUUCGCCGAUUAUGAAUAUGAGGAGAAUACACCGACAGCCAGAACAAUUUGUUCUCAUCAAUGCAUUAAUACAGUUGGAUCAUAUUUAUGCGUUUGCCCGAAUAAUUUCCAUCUUGGUGACGAUAAACGAACAUGCGAACAAGAUUUUUGCCGACAUUUAAAUGAUAUUGCGGCAAAUAAAACAAAAUGCUCACACGAUUGCGUUGAUGAUGUUCAUGGUUACCAAUGCAAAUGUCCGGAUGGUGCUACACUGGAUGCUGAUAUGAAAACAUGCAUUUUUCUCGAUGCGUGCAGUAUAUCGGGCGAUCGUUGUUUGCCCGGAAAAUGUGUUAACAUCGAUAGUGAAUCUUUUAAAUGCGAAUGUCCAAGUGGAUUUGCAGAACAUAAUCAAAGAUGUGUUGAUUAUGAUGAAUGUGCCAUUGGAACACAUCAAUGCUCACAUAAAUGUAUGAAUACCGACGGUUCUUACCUAUGUGAAUGUCCAGAUGGUUUAAUCUUAUCGAACGACCAACAUACAUGCGUUGCGGCUGACAUUUGUGCCGCUGAUAACGGUGGAUGCUCGGAUAUUUGUAAUUUUGUGAAUGAAAAAGUGAUUUGUUCAUGUCUUGACGACGCUGAACUUGAUACGGAUGGUAAAACAUGUCGAAAAAAGAAUAUUUGCGCCGAAAACAAUGGUGGAUGUCAACAAGUAUGCGACGAUAAAAUGAAUCGAUGUGAAUGUUUCCCCGGUUUCGAAACAUUUGACGAUGCAAAAACAUGCCAUGAUGCUAAUGAAUGUUUGCAAAACAAUGGCGGUUGCCCCCAACAGUGCGUUAACACAGAAGGCGAAUUUGAAUGCACGUGCUUCGAUGGAUUUGAAAAAGAUGAAGGCACCGGAAACUGCAUCGAUAAAAAUGAAUGUGAUGUUAAUAAUGGAAAUUGCGAUCAUGAAUGUAUCAAUACACAAGGUUCAUACCAAUGCACGUGUCGUUCUGGCUACAGUCUGUCUGCUGAUCAACAUCAAUGCGUUGAUAUAAAUGAGUGCGAAAUAGACAACGGAAAAUGUUCGGAUACGUGUGUCAAUCUGCAAGGAAGCUAUCUAUGCUCAUGUCCAGAAGGUAUGUUUUUAGUUAAUGAUGAUCAUGCCUGCGAGUAUUUAAAUGAAUGUGAAGUGAAUAACGGCGGCUGUUCGCAUAAGUGUAAUUCAAAUAAGGGUGUACUGACUUGUUCGUGUCCCGUUGGCUUCGAAAUAGACGAAGCGGGAAAAGUGUGUAUCGAUCAAAAUGAGUGUUUGACAAAUAAUGGCGGCUGUGAACAUCAAUGCGUAAACCACAAUGGUACACAUGAAUGCAUAUGCAAUGCUAACUAUCAGCUUGCAUCCAAUAAAUAUGCUUGUUUGGAUGUAGACGAAUGUAUUGAAAAUAAUGGCAAUUGCUCGAAUAUUUGUAUCAAUCUAUUGGGCUCUUAUCAAUGCGCCUGUGAGGCCGGCUUUGAGUUGAGGGCUGAUAAACAUACAUGUCACGAUAUAGACGAGUGUACGGCUUCAAUUCAUGAUUGUGAGCAAAUAUGUAAGAAUGUGGCGGGAGGCUACGAAUGUGGAUGUCACACCGGCUAUAAAUUGGCCAGAAAUCAUUUAUCCUGCAUUGAUAUUGAUGAGUGUGCUUUACCUAAUGCUUGUGGUGCCGAUUCAAAAUGUAUUAAUACUGAUGGCAGUUUUCAUUGUAAUCCUCAUUGUCCAAUUGGCUAUGAACUAUCUGAGACAAACGAAUGCAUCGAUAAAAAUGAAUGCGAUGAAAAUGCACCGAAAAGCUGUUCACAUCAAUGUACAAACACACCGGGAUCGUUUGUUUGUUCAUGUCCAAAUGGAAUGAAAUUGGCUAGCGAUUUAAGUACUUGCAUUGAUAUCAACGAAUGUGCCAUAAAUAAUGGUGGAUGUGAUCAAAAGUGUGUGAAUAUCGAAGGAGAUAUGUACUGUGAAUGUGAUUUAGAUGGUUUCACAUUGGCUGAUGAUAAAAAGACUUGCAUCAGUUCCGAUCCGUGUGGUUUGAAAAAUGGUGGCUGCGCUCAUGUUUGUGAACCAUUGAAUGGAAAGGCUCAAUGCUUUUGCUAUAAAGGAUUCGAACUAAAUGCAUCGGACAACAGAAGUUGUUCAGACAUUAACGAAUGCUUAUUGAAUCACGGAUGUGAGGGCAAAUGCACCAAUACAAUCGGAUCGUAUAAAUGUGAUAAAAAGGAUUGUCCGAAAGGUUUUCGCUUGAACGCCGCCGGUAAUUGUGCGGAUGUAAAUGAAUGUGAAGUCUAUGAAAAUGGUGGAUGCUCGCCAAACUCUGAAUGUAUUAAUUUCUUGGGCGGUUUUCGAUGUAUUUGUAAAACAGGCUAUAAAUUGGACAACGAUAAAGUGACGUGCGUUGAAGUCAAAGACUCGUGCUUAGCUCUGGCAGCUCCAGAACAUGGUAAUGUGCGUUGUUCACGAUCUCGACAUUCAUCACAAUCGUUCCAUCGAACAAAAUGUAGCUUUUGGUGCAAAGACGGAUUCACAUUGAUGGGACCAUCAGUUAAAUAUUGCAACAGCACUGAUGGCCAGUGGGAUACAACCGAAAUAUCAUGUGUUCAAUCGGCAUGCCCACCACUUCAAGUAAUACAACCUGGAACAAUGAGUGAUGAUUGUCUGAAUGGAAGAAUGUAUCCAGGUCAAAGUUGCGCCCUUAUAUGUCCACAAGGAUUUAAGAGUGCUGCACCGGGCAUCACACAAUGCUUACCUAACAGACAAUGGACGAAAACUGAUUUACGUUGUGAACCAAUUCAACAUCAUGUUCAAACUCAACAUUAUGCAUCGCAAGGAAAUCAACAACCAAACCAUAAUCAAAACUAUGGGCAAAAUCACGGACAAAAAAGCGCACAAAACAGCGGACAAAAUCACUUAGAAAAUCAUGGACAAAACGGACAAAAUGGAAAGCCAAAAAUAAAAACUGUGAUUAAAGGUGGUGAAACACAUCAUGUAGGCCAUAUUAAACUUGGCGAAACCACUCAAUCAAGCUCAUCAACACAAAAUAUUGUGAGACCAUACAUCAAAUGUCCGCAAGAUACAGUAAUUUCGUUGCCGAAAAAUCAAAAAUUUAUCCAUAUUAAAUUGGAACAACCAAAAUCGAACGUUAAUUGGGCUUAUAUUGAGGCAAAUCCAAAAUGGGCGAAAAAUUUGCAAGCCCAUUUAGCAGCCGGUCAACAUAUAAUUACAUUCACCGCACAUAGUCCCAAUUCGGCGAGUAUCACUGAAACAUGUCGAACAAUUCUUACAGUGAAACCAGUCAACGGUGUAACAUUUGUUCCGGCUGUUCCCGCUUCAAUUUUAGGUCCAAAAGUUAGUUUUUGUCCACCAACUCAGGACGUUCAAUUGCAGCCACAUGAGCUAAAACGUCCCAUUUACUGGAGAGAACCUGCAUUCCAAGCCGGAACAGUUCGACUCAAGCAAAUCUUCAAAUCACAUUUACCUGGAACAACGUUUGGCGUUGGCCAACAUAGAAUCACAUAUAUUGCAACCGAUGUACAAAACCAAAAUGGAACAUGUCAAUUCACAAUUGUUGUUCGACCAGCAGCUCGUGCUCAAUUGAACGCACCUUACGUGAACGGACCACAGAUCAAUAAUCUUAAUGAUCACGAUACAUAUUUAUUGUGCAAAGGUCAACCAGACAUGAAAUUGGAUACAUCGUUUCCUCGUGCUAUUCCACCUGGUUGUAUUAUUAAAAAUGUUCGCAAGAAUCGUCCGCUACAAUAUAAUCCACAUCGACGUCGCCACGCAUUUUCAGCGAAUAAUAAUUUCUUGCGAUACUAUUCAUCAUGGAAUCAACCGGAAUAUAAUCACUACUUCUAAAUGUUUUUCAGUUUAUUUUUAUUUGAAAAAGCUGAAAAAUCAUGUCUUAUGAGCAAUUCUUUUUUAAAUUUACUGGAAUUUGUGAAGCUUUUUAGCCGACUUUUAGUAUGAAACCUACUACCUCUAAAUCAAAAUUAAUUUUGUAUUUUAUCCUCUCAGACGUCAGUGCUGAGUGAAUUAUAUAUUUAUGUACAAAAAAAAAAAAACAAUUAAUUUUGUACGUUGUCCUUUCAAUAUAAUGUUAUGCUUUUGUGGGAUGUACACAGACAUUUUUUAAUUGAA